AUUUCUUUUGAGAAAAAACAAACUGAACAAUACGGCCUGCCGGCCGGCCAAGAGCCACGCGAGAGUCAACUAGUGGAGAAAAGACCGGCGGUGCUGCUCAGUCAUCAUCAAUAAUAAGAAAAAGGGCAGUAAGUUAACUCAUUAGUUUUCCAUGCGAAGAAACAUCUGAAACCAGCAGCCACUAAUUAAGGAGUGGUGAAACGUGGCAGCUAUGGCGUUUGAUUUCUGUCCUUGUGCUUUUCAAGUUAAAUUGACACGACUCACUCUCUGCCUCCAUCUUUUACUCCUCUCUUCACUUUAUGUAGUCGGGUCCGCUCCAUUCUGUGCUUCGCCCGUCGGCACUCUACCCGACCGCUUUCUUGCUGACUCUAAUGCAUCUAUGGACAGAGAGAGGAAUAACAAAUGUUCAGAUGCCUCGCAGUUUAAAUGCGCAUUUAAGUUGCUAGACGCUGACUUCUUCAAUGAUACUAAGGUGCUGGAGAUCGCAAAGGGUGCAAAGGAGUUUAAUUUGCCUAUUACCAAAGCUAAUAGGAGAUUAGUUGCUUCUGAGAAUGGAGGGUUACAUAAUCCAUCUUGUUUAGUCUUUAAUCCAGAGUGGACUCAUGAGCAUGCGGGAAAAAUUGCAAGUAAGAGAUUCAGUUAUCCUGCUCUACCAGGAAUACAGAGGCCAAAGAGUGAAGAGGAUAUUGCAUUUAUGAGUGUGCUUGAAUUAGGAGAACUUAUUAGGACGAAGCAAAUUACAUCUGAGGAGCUUGUGCAAAUUUUCCUGAAGAGAUUAAAGAGAUACAAUCGUGCUCUUGAAGCCGUGGUAACUUAUACUGAUGAAUUAGCUUAUAAGCAAGCAAAAGAAGCUGAUGAAUUGCUGGCUAAAGGAGUAUAUCUGGGACCUCUCCAUGGGAUUCCAUAUGGACUGAAGGAUAUCAUUGCAGUAAGUGGAUACAAGACAACAUGGGGUUCCAGAAGUUUCAAAGAUCAAGUUCUAAACAUUGAUGCUUGGGUUUACAAGAGAUUGAGGUCCGUAGGUGCUGUUCUUGUUGCAAAGCUUGUUUCUGGAUCAUUGGCAUAUGAUGACAUCUGGUUUGGGGGCAGAACGAGAAACCCAUGGAAUAUUGAGGAAUUUUCAACAGGUUCAUCAGCUGGGCCUGCUGCCAGUACCUCAUCUGGUAUGGUUCCAUUUGCUAUUGGCUCAGAAACAGCCGGCUCCAUCACAUAUCCUGCAUCACGUUGUGGCGUGACAGCACUACGUCCAACUCUUGGUACUGUUGGUCGAACUGGUGUGAUGAGCAUAUCAGAAAGCCUGGAUAAGCUUGGCCCUUUCUGUAGAAGUGCUGCAGAUUGUUCGAUUGUUCUGGAUGCUCUUCGAGGGAAGGAUCCAGAUGAUCUGUCAUCAAGAGAAAUUCCUCUUAAUGAUCCAUUUUCUGUUGACAUUACGCGUCUUACUGUUGGAUAUUUGGAUGAUGCUGAAAUGGAGGUUGUACAUGUGCUCAAGGAGAAAGGUGUUAAUAUGGUUCCUUUCAAACUGAAUUACACUGUUGAUUCUGUCCAAGGCAUAUUAAAUUUCACAAUGGAUGUUGAUAUGUUAGCUCACUUUGAUGAGUGGCAACGCAAUGGUCUGGAUGAUGCAUAUGAAGCUCAAGAUCAAUGGCCCAUUGAGUUGCGUCGUGCACGUGUAAUUUCGGCGGUUGAUUAUGUGCAGGCACAAAGGGCGCGGGGAAAAUUAAUUCAGGAAGUUAGAAAAGGUUUCACAGUUGACGCAUUUAUUGGCAAUGCAACUGACUGGGAAAAAGUCUGCUUGGGAAAUCUAGUAGGUCUGCCUGUAAUUGUGGUUCCUACUGGGUUUAAAAAUAUAUCAAAUCCACCUUCUGAGGGAAGUCGAAGGAGAACCACUAUCACCACUGGCAUUUAUGCUCGUCCUAGCCAGGAUCACAUUGCUCUGGCAUUAGCAAUGGCUUACCAAUCAGUUACUGACCACCAUAAGCAGCGCCCACCAAUCGACAAUCUUGGUCCAAACGACAAGAUACCCGAUCCACCUAUAGUCGUUAUACCUCCCAGAAGGUUGCAUCUAUAAUGAUGUCGAGACAUAAAUUUUUGGCUUUGUAUGGUCGUAUAUUUCUAUAUCUUUUUAAGUUUUUAUCUGAAACUUAAAGAUGGAGCACUCGAUUCCUUCCUUUGAAUGUCCUCUACAUAGUAGUGGAUAGGGAAAAAAGAAGAAAAAACUGUUGCAACUUUUUAAGCUCUUUAGGUAAGUAUAUCAAGAUGUCUGAAUAAAAGAAGAAGAAGAAGAUGUGCAUGCUUCAAGAUUCCUCUAAUGGAAUGGACAACUCGAUGUAAAUAUAUUCGCCCUUGGUCUGCUAUCUACAAAAGGAAGUUAACUGUGGAAUUUUAUCUUUA
This is a messenger RNA of Ricinus communis (castor bean), 2391 nucleotides long. Its product is annotated as glutamyl-tRNA(Gln) amidotransferase subunit A. Bases 212 to 2068 code for a protein of 618 amino acids. The record is from RefSeq and is a predicted model, not a curated record. The transcript is spliced from 12 exons. Lineage: Eukaryota; Viridiplantae; Streptophyta; Magnoliopsida; Malpighiales; Euphorbiaceae. Gene Ontology annotation, molecular function: catalytic activity.